This is a messenger RNA of Mesorhabditis spiculigera, 390 nucleotides long. The record is from the annotation of a GenBank genome assembly. NCBI's taxonomy places the organism in Eukaryota, Metazoa, Nematoda, Chromadorea, Rhabditida, Rhabditidae.
AUGCAUUCUGUUUUUGGGCUUAUUCUGGUAGCUACCGUAGCCCUGGCUAUGCCUACCGCGGCACCAUUCAACCCGCAAGCUUACACUGAUUAUAACGGUCUGAAUUUGGACGCUCUAAGAAUGCCGCGAGCCUACGGAAACUCAAAUUACAAUAUGAACUACAACAACAUGAAUAUGAACAUGUACGACCAACAACAACAAGAAACCCAUCAAGCCUAUCAGAAUGGGCAGUGCCAGAUGCAGGGCAAAUACCUCUACGACGGAUCAAAUAUCCGAACACUGACCACCUCGGAACAAGGCCAGCUCCAGAAUUACCAGAAUCAGAUGAUGAAUGGAAACCGUAAUGCUCGACUACCCUGCUUCUGCCGGCAAGUCAGCUGCUCGUCGUAU